UUAUUAGCUUGUGAAGAAACCAAUGGAUUGAAACGGCAUUAUGAAAAGGUACGCGAUGUCUACGGUUGCCUUGGAAUCAUCAAGAGUUUACACUCUGAAGGUGUGCAAUACCUUAUACUUGUGAAAAGUCAUUUUCUAGUGGGAAAAAUAUUCGAAAGUGAAAUCUAUCGCAUUACUGGUGUCGAAGUAGUCCAAACAGCAAGAAAUCAUUUACCUGAUGUUGACGCUGAACGCAUAAACGAAAUCAGAAAAAUCUUGGGUUCUGGCGCAUUCUUUUUUUCCUAUAGUAAAGAAACAAAUUGUUAUGACCUAUCACUCAACUUGCAACGACAAGCUCGUCAGCUCAAAUCUGAUGAUCGAUUUUACUGGAAUCGUGGCAUGCAGUCACCAUUUUAUCAGUAUGGUAUUGACUGUGAAAAUUGGCUAAUCCAAGUAAUUUGUGGAUCGAUAGAGAUUAGAACCUUGUUUUGCCAUGGUAAACAAGCUCGAAUUUGUAUUUUAUCACGAAUAAGCUGUGAUCGCUAUGGCACUCGCUUCAAUGUCAGAGGGAUUGACGAUUACGGAAAUUGCGCCAAUUUUGCCGAAACUGAACAAAUUAUUUUUACCGAUUCUGGAACUACAUCUUUCCUAAUGUUGCGUGGGUCAGUGCCGAUGUUCUGGUCGCAACAAGGAAUUCAGGUUGGCAGUCAUAAAAUUAAAUUAGAUCGCAGUGCAGAAGCAUCGCUAGGAGCAUUUACAAGCCAUUUUCAAACACUCAAAGAUAAAUAUGGUAAUAUCACGGUAUUAAACCUUCUCGGUAUUAAAGAAGGGGAAGGGAUUUUAUCAGGAAAUUUCAAGUAUAUGAUAUCUGAAUUACCCCAAGAAUUGAAGCCAAAUUAUGUUGCUUUCGAUUUUCAUGCUGUUGGUAAAGCUAAUGAAAAGGCCUAUCUCUUAAAGCAGAAAGUUAAAAAGACCUUUGAUCAAAUGGGAUUUUACUACACUUCAAAUGGAGAAGUUCAAAGGUAUCUGCAGAAUGGUUUUUUCCGCGUAAACUGUAUGGAUUGCCUGGAUAGAACUAACGCAGCUCAGGAAAUGCUAGCAGCCGAGAUUUUGCCACAACAGGUAAUUGCCUUAAUUGGAGCUGAUAAGCUAACUCUUUCAAAAUUUGCAAUGACGGUAAGACCACUAUGGAAAGACAGCGGCAAUAGAAUAAGUAAGAUGUAUGCUGGUACUCAAAUGCUGGAGGGCAAAUCCAAGAUGGAUAAAGUCAAAGUUGCAGCAAGUUCAGUUGGACGUACAAUUAUUAGUAAUAUGCUCGACACGGUAAAGCAGGAGGCUUUUGAUAUUAUUCGUUACGGCAACACUUUUAGUGGAUGUAUUGAUGCCAGACGUUAUGGAAAUGUAGCUGAAACUUCGUAUGCUUAUCUCAGCAACAAAUUUAGAUAUCAUCCUCCGGCAUACCUGAGCACAAUUUGUGAAAAUCUCGAUAGCCUUACAAAGCAACUACCAUUACGCGUAUUUAUCGGCACAUGGAAUGUAAACGGAGGUAAACACUUCCGUAGUAUUGCAUUUCGUCAUCAAUCUAUGGCUGAUUGGCUGGUUCAUGCUCAAGACAUUGCAGCCCAGCGAAGUAAUCGGGACCUAUCUAAUCAAACCAAGCCGGAUAUUUAUGCUAUUGGAUUUGAAGAACUAGUAGAUCUUAGUGCAUCUAAUAUACUUGGUGCUAGCCAUACGAAUAAAAAUGAGUGGCUAAAUGAAUUGCAACGUAUCCUAAAUCAAGAGAGCAGUUAUGCAUUGGUAGCUGUGGAGCAGUUGGUUGGUGUAUGCUUAUAUAUAUUUGUAAAGGUUUCUUUGUUGCCACACAUAAAAGAUGUUGCUGUCGAUACAGUUAAAACUGGUCUAAAAGGAAAGGCAGGAAAUAAAGGUGGCAUUGGCAUUAGAUUUCAGCUCUUUUCAACUACUUUUUGCUUCAUAUGUUCUCAUUUAGCCGCUGGACAAAAUCACGUCGAUGACAGAAAUUCUGAUUAUAAAGACAUUCGUGAGGGUCUUACUUUUCCAAUGGCUUAUCUGGUUGAUUCUCAUGAUUAUGUUUUUUGGUGUGGUGAUUUAAAUUAUCGUAUCGAUUUACCAAGAGAUGAGGUACUGAAAAUGAUCGAGAAUAAUAGCUGGCUUACUAUGCAAGAAGAGGACCAAUUAAUCAAAUCGCGAGAGAGUGGAUUGUCAUUUAUAGGUUUCAAGGAAGGAAAGCCAGAUUUUGCUCCAACAUAUAAGUACGAUUUAUUUUCAGAUGAUUACGAUACUAGCGAGAAGCAGCGAACUCCAGCCUGGACAGAUCGAGUUAUGUGGAAACAUAUAAAAAAUUCUAAAACGUAUCGUAAAUUUAGUAGGAAACUUGAUUUAAUGAACAUAAAUCAUUUAGAAGAGAUUACAACAAGUCAUGUUACUGAAUCUCAACGAAAAGAAGGUCACUUAGUUUAUUACGAUAGAACUGAAUUAAAGACUUCUGAUCACCGACCAGUAGCUGCAAUUAUCGAUGUUAACGUUCAAAAUUUAAUGGAGUCUGAUUUUCAGAAUUAUGUAUCUGAAACAAACACCGUAUGUCAGAAAUCUUUCCCAUUGUCCAUUCUUGUAAAAGUUAUUUCGGAUCGGUCAGCAACUAAUUCCACAAAAUUGUUACCUAUUACUUUCCGACUAUAUACUACUCUAAGGCGUUUUGGUGAAAUUGCAAUGAUUAGGUAA
Messenger RNA from Trichoplax adhaerens, 2718 nucleotides. RefSeq lists its product as uncharacterized. The annotation marks the transcript as partial. Gene Ontology annotation, biological process: phosphatidylinositol dephosphorylation; synaptic vesicle endocytosis. The transcript is spliced from 17 exons. Gene Ontology annotation, molecular function: phosphatidylinositol-4,5-bisphosphate 5-phosphatase activity. NCBI's taxonomy places the organism in Eukaryota, Metazoa, Placozoa, Uniplacotomia, Trichoplacea, Trichoplacidae. The record is from RefSeq and is a predicted model, not a curated record.